UCUUCAGAAAAGCCGCAAGACGUCCGAGUGAUUAAAGCAAGGAAUAAUAACUGGAAAUUGCACGCUCACAUGUCAACUACUGAGCCAUUAUCACAUCUAUCAUACAGUACUAAAUGAAAAUUUACUUUAAAGAAAAUGAAAUCAAGUGAUCUCACUACACGUUACUUGUUUCCUGCUGGAGUAUAUACGCUUCCUUUUCAGAUGGUGAAUAAAGCCAUGCUCCAGUGAUUUUUAAUCUACAGUCAUGUCAUCUGCAAAGAGAAGUCCGUCAAUGAUCAUUCCAUACCUUCUGUGUUGUCUAUAUGUGAUAUCAGAUGCGGUGAUGCCAAAAUGCAAAGACGAUUUUGAUAAAUGUCAAUGCCACUCAUCUUACACGAAUGAUGAAAUAGACGGAGAGAAAGAUCCUAAAAAUUGUUUGAAAUUGCAUUCUAAAACGUUUACGUGGUUUGAUGCCGAAGCGGCUUGCAAGGCAGAAUUUUCUUAUUUAUUGUACAAUUACACCAAUAGCAGUUUAAUCGAAGAUUUCAGAAGAAAAGGUGUAGAUCUAAUUUGGAUCGGAAUCCGAAGAAUAUCUGGAUUUUAUGUGAGCAUAGCGGAAGAGAAACCGUAUAAGGAAUCCAUUAAACAGUGGGGCAAAAAAUGGGGAGAGGAUGAACCGUUUCAUGACUGUGUUGCCUUGCAUCUCUCUGCUGGCUAUCUUGUCACUCGACCUUGCGCCACAGAGCUGGAAUUUGUGUGCCAGAACAACGGAUUUCCGGUCUAUCCUGUUGUAGAAACUUUGGCAUGCCCUGAGGAUUGGUUCAUGUUUUAUCAACUUCCCAUGGCCAGUAAAAAAUGCAUUAAACCCUUCAAACGCAGUAAAGCCAUCGAUAAUUCACUAGAAACAUGCUCCAAGUAUGAAAGCAAUGUAGCUGAAGAUGAAGUCUAUUAUGCUCUGUACAGUAAUAUGAGCGCACUUGGUAUAGCAGAUUUUGAAAUAGAUGAAAAUAACGCCGAAUGUGUGACAAAGCUGAUCGGAGCAGUCCUCGGCGGAUCCGUGAUCAGUAACCUAACCUGUUCCGAUGCUCUCUUUAUUUGCGAAAAGGAUACUGGCAAUGUUUCUGCAACCGUCCGGAUACUACCAGAAUAUUCAGAUUCUCUCUCGAGUGUGAACACCAGUCAAGGCCUCCUAACCUGUGACGUAUCCAUUCACGGCUGGAACAUCAGUGGGAAGGAGAACCAGCUUCGCUUCAUUUGGUUUCAGAAUGGAAUUCCCGUUCCAGUUGAUAGUCAUCUCCAUCAACUCAGUUUCUAUGCUGACCCUACUAAAGUGCUGUCUACUCCCGUCAUACGCCAGGGCACAUACCGAUGCGGAGUAAUGAUUGAAGGACUGCAAGAUACAUAUGUAUCAAAAGAUUUGAAUUAUUUUUUCUCAGAUGUGUCAACCUACAUCCUUACAUUGGAAGGAGCUGCAAGUGACUUGGGGUAUUUUGAUUUCUCUAGAAUUGGGUUUCGAAAAUUUAGAAAUAAAUUGAAUGAAACUAUGACAACCUUCACUGCAGGACUUCCAGAAUUCUUUCCUGCUUUUGAAUGGGAUUACCAAAAGGCAUGGUCGAACGGGAAUAACGCUACUGUCCAGUUGCUUUUGUAUAACAAGAGAAACGACAGCCAGUAUUCUACAUCCCGAACUGAAAAAGAACUUUAUCAGGCCCUACGGAAGCAUUUUCUGCAAAGGCAGCCAAUAUCCGGAAAAUCAGCAAGCUUUCGACUUCUUUUACAGAGCGCAGAUGUUUGCUUCGAAGAAGUUGUUCCUUCUUCUAAAACGUCACACAACGGUAUCCUCCUUUGGAAAGACACUGUACAAACAAAGUCAGCCGUAUCUGAACCCAUGUGCUUGAACGAUUGGAAAUUGGUUACUAGAGAAUGCAGGCCGAGUGUUACCGACGGCGCGAGGUGGAUAUCUUUUAAUUACGCAAGAUGUACAAAAUAUCAGCCAGCCGUUAAAGAUUUAGAAAUCACAUGUCCUAAUGGUUUUAAGGAAUUGGAUCGAAAUCUCUGCUAUCGUGUAUUCAAAGAAAAUCAUACUUUGAAAGAAGCAAAAGAAAUAUGUCAGAAUCGAUCAAGCUAUUUGAUGGACUUGAAAUCUCUAAACAACAGACGAAUCAUAUCUGAAUUAGAAAUUUCAUCUACGUACUGGUUUUCAGAAAAAACUGGCUCUGGAAGGAUCGAAGAGAAGAGUUAUAACCUUCUAGAUGAUAAAAAUUCAAAUUUUAACUGCUUCAUGACUAAGCGAAUUAAAGAAACUCCUACUUACAGUUUUGUUGAUUGUAAUUACAAUGAAAAACAUUCUUUUGUAUGUAUUCAUCAACCAUUAAUUUUGCUUGAAACUCAGAUUUUCUCGAAAUCUUGGAAGAAAUUUGCUCACCAAAAUUCGUGUUAUUAUAUUGAGAAUAGUGAACGAACAUGGGAAGAUGCCAGUAAAUCUUGCCAAGCUUUUCCUGUGAAAUCCCGUCUUUUGAAAAGCAUCCAGUAUCUGGAAGAAUAUCUUUUUUUUAAAGUUUUAUUACAGAUGCUUACACCAUUUUUGCAAGGAUCUUCUUGGUGGAUCAAUCUGUUUCAAGACAAGGAUUCACUGAAAUGGUUAAAUUCCCCCGAGGAGACUGUCACUUUUGUAGACUGGGAGGCGCACACCGAUUUCAUGAUGAGUCAGUCUGGAGGCGUGCUUACCUUUGGAUCCCCGAGUGAAAAUAGCAUUCGUUGGUCUUUAAGAGAUCUUUCAACGGAGGAGGGCUUCAUUUGUGAAAUGCAAGACUGUUCAGACACUCGUCCAACGUUCGUGUACAUCGAAGACAGGACUACAAAACCUACAGGAGAAGACGUCGGUAUUAUUUCAAAAUUAAGUUUGCAUUGUGUUCCCAGUGGUUGGUUCGUGUCUGGCAGUAUCUCUUGGUUUAAAGAUGGCGUUCUUAUUGAAGAUCCGCCCUACGAAAUUAAUAUGAAUCGCCUCACUUUGUCUCUUAAGCCAACUAGAAAUCUUAUGGAUAUCUUGAGAUUUCAAGGAUAUUAUUGGUGUUCAGUUGACCAAGUAUAUUCCUACAAGCAAAUUUUCUCCCCUAAAGUUUUGUUUAGUUUUCCAGGCUUACACACAUUUGUUUUGCAUAUGAAAUCUGAAGUUUCAGAGAUCAGUAACUGCUCUCAUUCUAUAUCACUUAAACUCCCUUAUAUUGAUUUACUGAAUAAGCAUUUGUUGGAAAUCUUACCAAAUGGAUCCGUAGCUGUUUUAAGGGAUGCUUCAUGCACUAGUUCUGAACUGCAUUAUUACGAUCACAUCUACUUUUCGGAAGAGUUGGGAGGUGCGAAUGAAAUAAGAAAAAUUAUUGAAAAUAGUUUCACAUAUGGAAAUGAUGUCCUGUUAGAAUUGCUGGAACAACUUCAAGUGAAUAAGGAAGACAUAUCCAUAAGGAGUACAACUAAAUGUUUAAGAGAAAAAUCUUAUCACAACAAAUGCAUCCUCAACUGGCCUGAGACUCCUAUAGGACAAAGUGCCUUACCAGAAGAAAUUUGCGUCACAGCCGACGGUGAUGCUUUAGAACGGAAAUGUUUAGGAGAUUUUGAUGUUGGGGCAUUUUGGAGUCCAGUGGAAAAAGACUGUAGUGUUGUUGUUCAUUCUGAUCUAACCUUGAAUCUUCAAAAGUUAGCUCGAACAAACAUAACUUCGGACAACAUUUUGAAUUCAUCUCUUGAUAUGGAAAUCCUUACGGCAACCUCGAAGGAUCUAAAGUCAAUGGAUGUUCAGUAUGUGGCACAAAUUCUAAGAAACAUGGAGAACAUUCCUGAUAUUAAACCUCAAGUUCUUAGAUCUGUCGUGAAUACCAUAGACAAUGUCAUAAGUGCAAAGAUUUCAGCAUCAGAUAGAAGAAUUACUUUAUCAAAUACUUCCAGUAGGAUAUCUUCUGCCAUGGAAAACAUAGCAACGAACUUACAAACCGAUGGUCAAGUUGUCAAAGAAGCUGGGAAUAACAUUGCUGUUUGCGUUAUGCCGUUCUCUUCCAAUAUAACUCUCAUUCCUACAGGAGGUGUCUUGGAAAACUGGGGUUCCAAUGUUACCACUUUAUUCAAUGACAGCGAUCGAGAUCCAUACUCCCAUUUCGAAACUUUCGAAGCUGCAGUGCUUUUACCAGAUAAUCUGUUAGCACAAAAGCAAAGUAGCAAUUUGUCUAACAUUCCUAUCAUCAUUCGUAGAAAUAUCAACUUUUUGAAGGACAUAGAAGUCAUCAGUCCAGUAAUUGAUGUUUCGGUUGGACAUGAACCUGUUUAUGAUGUUGAUCCUCCAUUAGAACUGUUUUUUAAGGUUCCAAAGAUCUCUCAAAAGCAAAAAACCGAAUUUUUUCAAUGCGUAUUUUGGGACCAACGUUUGAAUGACAAUUAUGGCGGCUGGUCUUAUAAAGGUUGCUAUUCCAGCUACGUCGACUCUACACAUAUGCGCUGUUUCUGCAACCACCUUACAAGCUUCGCUGUCAUCUUGGAACUGAAACCUGGAACUGAAAUACUGAAAGUUCAUCAGACAUCACUGAGUAUCAUAACAUAUAUUGGUUGUUCGCUGUCAAUAUUUGGCUUGGGAGUCAUCAUUGUCACAUUCAUCUCAUUUAGAAAAUGGAGGAAAGAUGUGAAGCACAAAGUGUUAUUUAACCUGUCACUCGCCUUGAUAUCAUUUCUCCUCAUUUUCUUGAUCGGCAUCGAGAAAACAGAAUCGAGAUACGGAUGCAUGACCGUCGCUGUCCUUCUGCACUUCUUCAUGCUCGCCUCUUUCACCUGGAUGCUCGUGGAAGCUUUCAUGCAGUACCUUAGUCUGGUGAAAGUGAUCGGAACGUACAUUCCUCGCUUGAUUCAGAAAGCGAUGAUAUUUGCUUGGGGAGUACCUCUCACAAUUGUUGGAAUAGUUUUAAGUAUAAAUUACGAUUUGUAUAAUAGCAGGCAUAAAUAUUGCUGGUUAUCGGACAAUAUAUUCUACUUAGCAGUGGCUGCUCCCAUAUUAUCAAUGCUGGCUUUGAAUUUUGUCAUUUUUGCUUUGAUUCUCUACUCUAACACUUGUGGAAGAUCAACAAAGUACUUGAGAACAAAUCAGAAUGAAAGACAAGAGACGAUAGCCAGAGCGAAAGCUGUAUUUUGCGUUUCAAUAUUACUAGGUUUGACAUGGAUAUUUGGAUUUCUAGCUGUUGAGGGAGCUAAAUUGAUAUUCCAGUAUUUAUUUGCUAUUACGACUACAUUGCAAGGAUUUUUCAUUUUUAUCUUUUUUGUGUUCCGCCAAAAGAGCACAAGAGACCUUUGGUUGAAUUUAGUGAGAACGGCUCCUAGUCCUGAAAUUUCUCAUAUAACCGGUGGCACGGAGGUGACCAGCAGGGGACUUAAUCACAGAUCGGUUCAAAGCAGGCUAAGUCGAGUGACCUACAAGGCCAAGCUGUCCUACAUUUCCUUCAAUGGAUGAAUACGCUUCCAACUCCAAGGGUUCAAAAAAUGUGAAAUGGUAUUUGAAAAUGAAAACAUGAAUAACAUUUCAUCUUCUAUAACUUUAAAUACACUUUCGAAAAGGAGUGAGAUUUGAUUUGGUAAUAUAGAACAGAAGGCGUCAGUAAAUGUCAUAUCCAUACCAAAAAAAAAAAUGUCAUAUCCAUACCAAAAAAAAGUAAAUUAAUUUUUAUGUUCGCUUUUUAUCAAAGUGUCAAGCAAGUAUCAUGACAAAGAUAUACAAUAUAGGAUUAAAUAUAAAUUUUAAAGUGACUGCGGUAGUCAGCUAUUUCCAAAAAUCUAUUUUCCGCAUGUUCAUGUUUUGAGAACAAUAGAAUGUAUCAAUACAUCCAAGUUAUUUUAUAUAUUAUUAUUGAGUUUCAUUAACAAAAGAAAAUGUAAUUAGAUAGUGACAUCGUCAUUACUAGUGACGAGGAUCUAGUAUUUUGAUGAAUCAGUAUUUUGACUCUGGAGGUUAAAAUAUUUAAUAAGAAUGUGCAAAAUCAAUCUUCAGAUCUGCAUGUCGUAAAAAUUUAUUAAUCCCAGCCUUUUUUUUAUUUUUAUUUUAAGAUGCUUCUUAAAGUUUGAAAUCGUAAGUUAUUUUUUUAGAAUAUAAUUUAUUUUCAUAUCUUUUUUUGUAUUUUUAGUGGGAUUUCGCAAUGUAAAUCUUGAAUUCCUCCUUUUAUUUAUAAAAUAAAUGCUCUUGGAUUAAUUAUCAGUCUUAAAAAUAAUUUUACUAAAAAAACUUCUUUAACAAUAAGAUUUUGUAUUCCUAUUUUGCCAGUUUUUAAGUAAUUUAAAUUUGAUCGAAAUAAUGGCGAACCCUGAAGUAAAAAAGGGACUAUAGAUAGCUUAAAAAUAUUCGUAUCUUUUAAUUUAUAUAUUCUUAUUAGGAUAAAUAAAUAUCUACAAUUGUAAUAAACAAUUACAUCAAACAAAUAUGUGAACAAAAUUAGAAAUCUUGUCUAAUAAACGCUCAAAUGACUGAAAAUAAAAUAAUUGCGAUAAAAUAACUGUUUUAUGAAUUUUGUCAAAAAAAUAAAUAUUUUGAUAUUAAAAUUAUAAUCUUCAUUCACUAAUUUCAAUACAAAUGAUACAUACCGUAAUCCGAAAUUUAAUCACUGCAGCAAUAUGCAAUUAUUUUAUCGAUAGUAUGCAAUUGUUUUAUCAAUUAAAAAAGCUAUCUUUGGUAUUAAUGAGACACAUCAAAUAUUAAAAGAAAAGGUCUCAUAAUUGUGGGGUUUAAUUGCCUUCAUUCAAGUGGGUUUUAAUUGCCUUCAUUUUUUAUUUAGUUUGCCAGCGUUGUAUCGGGAUAUAUACAUAUUUAAGCAAAACAAAGUUGAAAAGCUGUAUUUAUUUUGCAUAUUUAUCUUUCUUUAUGAAAAUGAUAUUGGCUGGUACGGAACAGAUGAUAAAAAUCGAAACAAAUAGUUGUAAGAGGGGAGGGGGGAUGAAACUAGAAAGCUUUCUUUAAACGUUGUCAUUAGAAUACACAUUGGUUGAAAAUAAUUUUCACAAUUCUUUAUUUCCUAAUUUGGCUCCUUGCCAAAUCAGUAAAGAAGUAAAACUUUGCCGGCUUUUCAGUGAAGGAAAUUUUUGUGUGCCUGAGAAAAACAAUUAAUUGAAAGCCAUGAGAUUACAUAUUUGGGUUGUUUUUAUUUUAAAUUAGAGAAAAAUAUUCAAAUAAGGAACUUAAAAAAUGCAAAGAACAAAACGGAAAUAAAAUGCUAUACAUGCUGGAUACAUUUUUUUAAAAAAUUUAAUUCUUAAAUCCUUUGAAAUGAUUUCAAAAUUCGUAACUUACAUUAGAAGUACAAUAUAGAUUUCUUCAGAACGCCACUUGUUUGUUCUUUUGAUUUUGCAUUAUUAUUAUUAGAAAUAAUACCAAAAGCAAAUGCACUGAAAAAUCAUCUGAAAAUAUGUAAAAUUUUAAAUAAAAAAUCUUUCUACAUUAAAUUUUAAAAUUUCAGCUUCGACUUGCAUUGAAUUAUCAUUACAGUUACUUGUGUGCUAAAUUUCAUGGCUGUAAGUGUUAUUGAUUGGAUAUUACAGGCAUAUACGCACAACUUCCUUUUUACAACUAAAGAUACCUUCAGUUGUGUGUUCUGAAGGGGCAAUAUGCAACCAAAUCAAGCAAACAUUGAUUCACAUCCGUCUUCUGAUUUCUCAAAUUAGAUUCAUUUUAUUAUCACGCAAUUUUGACGUCAAACUAAACAAGUCUUGAAAGCCAAGCUAUACCCAGAAAAUAAAAAAUAUAAGAUCAAUAUCUGUCACACUAAAACUUACAUAAAAUAACCGAAACUCCUCAUGUUAUAAAAUGUUUUCUUGAAAACUAUUAUUUUUAUCAUGCAUAGAUGCUUAAAUGCACGAAAAAAAUGAAGAUUCAAUUGAAAUGCAUUAAAAAAAAUGAGAAAAAAAUAAUUUCUACACUUGGUUAUUUAUAUUUUGAACUAAAAAUAUAUUUAAAAGCUAUAUGACGUUAGUUGGUGUCUUAAAAGAG
Molecule: messenger RNA, 7984 nt
Organism: Argiope bruennichi
Lineage: Eukaryota; Metazoa; Arthropoda; Arachnida; Araneae; Araneidae
Exons: 32
Coding region: 245-5464 (1739 amino acids)
Biological process (GO): G protein-coupled receptor signaling pathway; cell surface receptor signaling pathway
Cellular component (GO): membrane
Molecular function (GO): G protein-coupled receptor activity
Source: RefSeq, a predicted model, not a curated record